This is a messenger RNA of Hypanus sabinus (Atlantic stingray), 7897 nucleotides long. RefSeq names its product endoplasmic reticulum aminopeptidase 1-like. Gene Ontology annotation, cellular component: cytoplasm. Gene Ontology annotation, molecular function: metalloaminopeptidase activity; zinc ion binding; peptide binding. The record is from RefSeq and is a predicted model, not a curated record. The coding region runs from base 743 to 3613 and encodes 956 amino acids. NCBI's taxonomy places the organism in Eukaryota, Metazoa, Chordata, Chondrichthyes, Myliobatiformes, Dasyatidae. Gene Ontology annotation, biological process: peptide catabolic process; proteolysis. The transcript is spliced from 19 exons.
UAUCUCAGAAACUGCUGAUCUCCUGGGAUUUUCACGCACAACACUCCUCCGGAGUUUACAGAGAAUGAUGCAAAAGCCAAUCAGCAUCCAGUGAGCACACUUCUGUGGGUGAAAACGCCCUGUUAGUAAGAGGUCAGAGGGCAGGCUCAAGCUGACAGUCAGGCAAAUAACCACCCAGUGGUGUGCAGAAGAGCAAUGGUUACUUUAUAAGGUAUAGGAGGUGGCCACAGAGUGUAUUUACUAGGUAUUUAGCUGUAACUCUGCAUUACCAGAAAGAGUGAAAGGAGAGAAAGAAACAAGUUUAUUUUGGCCUAAUUUCAUGACCUUUUAAGUAUUUUCCAGUUUUGUUAAUUUAUCCUUUCGAGUUGGGGAGGCUGUAAAAUUUCCAUUGAUGAACAAACUAAGCGUUUAUAUUUUCCUGUACUGCUGUAAAUCAAUUUAAAAUAUUUUAUAUUAUUUUAUCAACUGACUUUAAAAAAGGGAAAUCUUUGAACGUAGGCCUAAAGGUUGGAAGCUUUUUAUUUUCACUUUCACUUCUGCGGGGAAUCAAUCGACAGAGGCCUCUUAUUUGGGAGUCGCGAAGUCGGCAGAACAUAUUGCUCGGUUAAAAAGGACAUUGCUACUUUCCGGAUGUGUGAAGCCACUGAGUGACCAAUACGACAUAGCACUGCGUGAAAAGAAAAACAGUGAACUUCCUUUGAAAGACUUUGGAGGUGACAGUACCACAGUAACUGUCAUCUAAAUGGCAACUGCCAAGUACCUACAAUUAAUAGGACUUAUCACAAUUAUAGUCCUUUCAGUUGCGGACGGCGUAAAACAUGAUCAGAAUAGUGGGGAGGAGCCAAGUUAUCCCUUCAGAUCAGAUGGGCAGAGAUUCCCCUGGAACAAAAUGAGAUUACCUGACACCAUUUUGCCAGUACAUUAUGAGCUGCUUCUCCACCCAAAUCUGACCACGCUGAACUUUUCUGCAUCUGUCAGGAUCGAAGUUUCCAUUGGAAUGGAUACCAAUUCUAUCAUCUUGCAUAGCAAACAGCUCGACAUCAUCAAGGCAACCAUUGCUCUGUUGAGAGAGGGUGGAUCAACUGAACCAGAAAGCAACCUGCGUCUUUUGGAAUAUCCAUCAUAUGAUCAAAUUGCCCUUCUGUCUGAUGGACUCUUAUACUCCGGAAAUACGUACCUGAUAAAUAUUGACUACAUUGGCAAUCUUUCGGAUAGCUACCAUGGCUUUUACAAGGGCAGCUAUAAAACACAAGAUGGUGAAUUAAGAGUGUUGGCUUCUACUCAGUUUGAACCUACUGCAGCACGCAUGGCUUUUCCGUGCUUUGAUGAGCCUGCCUUCAAAGCCAAAUUUACAAUCAAAAUACAACGGGAAUCCAGACACAUCGCUCUCUCCAACAUGCCCAUUGUAAACUCAGUUAAAUUAGCUGAUGGACUCAUUGAGGAUCAGUUUGAUACGAGUGUAAAGAUGAGUACAUACCUAGUAGCCUUCAUUGUGGCAGACUUCAAAUGCAUCAUGAAAGAGAACAAGCGUGGAAUUAAGGUCUCAGUGUGUUCGGUUCCAGACAAGAUCAACCAGACUUCAUUUGCACUAGAAGCAGCUGUGAAACUCUUAGACUUUUAUGAAGAUUAUUUUUCUAUUCCCUACCCACUGCCGAAACAAGAUUUGGCAGCAAUCCCUGACUUUCAGUCUGGGGCUAUGGAGAACUGGGGCUUAACGACCUACAGAGAAACGGCUCUGCUUUACAACUCGGAAACCUCCUCGGCUUCUGAAAAACUCUGGAUCACCAUGAUUAUAGCACACGAGCUGGCUCACCAGUGGUUUGGCAACUUGGUGACCAUGGAGUGGUGGAAUGAUCUAUGGCUGAAUGAAGGAUUUGCCAAAUUUAUGGAAUACGUCUCCGUUAACAUCACAUUCCCGGAGCUGCAAGUUAAAGAGUUCUUCUUAGACAAGUUUUUCAGUGCCAUGGAAGUGGAUGCUCUGAGUUCUUCACAUCCGGUGUCAACUGAGGUGGAAAAUCCCAUGCAGAUCCUGGAGAUGUUUGACGAGGUCUCUUAUGAAAAGGGAGCCUGCAUUCUGAACAUGCUGAUGGACUAUCUGACGGAAGAUGUUUUUAAAGCCGGCACCAUCAGCUACCUCCAACGCCACAGCUAUGCAAAUGCAAAGAAUGAGGAUUUAUGGAAUAGUUUGACAAAUAUUUGUCAUACCGAUGAUGCACACGGAAGCAGACUAAAUGUGCCACAAUAUUGCAAAGGAAAUUCAGAUCUCCCUCCUGGUUCACAUUGGUUCAUGGAAGAUGUCCUGGAUGUAAAGACCAUGAUGAAUACUUGGACUCUUCAGAAGGGGUUCCCAUUAGUAACUGUUACUAUGCAAGGAAGACAAGUCUUUUUACAGCAAGAGUACUUUCAGAAAGGUUCUAAGAUCCAAGAUCCAAACUCGGAAACUGCAAGUUACCUGUGGCACAUUCCCCUAACUUACAUCACAAGCCACUCUAAAACCAUCCAGAGACACUUGAUGAAGACCAAAAAAGAUGUUAUCACACUUCCGAGGGAAGUGGACUGGAUAAAGUUCAAUGUGGAUAUGAAUGGUUAUUACAUUGUGCAUUAUGAAAAUGACGGAUGGGAUGCAUUAAUCCAACUUCUGAGAAAAAAACACACGAUCCUCAGUAGCAAUGACCGAGCGAACCUCAUUAACAAUGCCUUUCAGCUUGUGAGUGUAGGGAAGCUGCCACUUGACAAAGCCCUAAACUUGACGCUGUAUCUGAGGAAUGAAAUGAGCACCAUGCCAGUCUUCCAAGGCAUGAAUGAGCUUAUACCCAUCUAUAAGCUUAUGGAGAAGAGGGAAAUGGUGGAAAUUGAAACUAAAAUGAAGGCAUACAUAGUUGAUUUAUUUAAGAACCUGAUUGACCAGCAAUCAUGGAGUAAUGAUGGUACGAUUUCAGAACGAAUGCUACGCAGCUCGCUUCUGGUAUUUGCCUGCGUUCGCAAGUACCAGCCCUGUGUCGACAGAGCAGAGAAAUACUUCAGGAGUUGGAAGGACUCCAAUGGUACUUUGAGCUUGCCCACCGAUGUUGCCACAGCCAUCUUUGCAGUUGGAGCCCAGACAGCAGAAGGAUGGGACUUCCUCUUCGAGAAGUAUAGGCGCUCGCUCUUCAGUUCAGAAAAGAGCAAAAUUAAGAGGGCAUUGACAAUCACCAACAAUACAGAGAAGCUCCAGUGGUUAAUGGAUCAAAGUUUGAAAGGUGAUAUUCUCAAAACACAAGAUCUGCCUUAUAUCAUUGUUCUGGUCAGCAAAAACCCAAAAGGACAUAAUCUUGCUUGGGAAUUUUUUAAGAAGAACUGGGAUACGUUGGUUCAAAAGUUUGAACUUGGUUCGCAUUCAAUUGCUCAUAUUGUGACUGGUAUUCUGUCCCACUAUUCCACACAGCUGAAGCUUGAAGAGGCCCAAACAUUUUUUGAAUCAUUGAAGGACGAUGGCUCACAGCUCCGUUGUAUUCAACAGGCAACUGAAACAAUUGAGGAGAACAUCCAGUGGAUGGACAAGAACCUGGACAAGAUCAGUACAUGGUUGGAGAACUUAAAAUCAGCUGAUGAAUUCAAUGGCAAUAUCCAUUGAGCACAACUCAGUGGUUAUGCACUGGGAUGCUGAAUGUGGUGCAGAGCUAAUUUGGAUACUGCCUGGAAAAAUUCAACUGCGCACAGAAAUCCCACAAACAACACAGGCGAUAAACACUGAAAUAGGCCUUGAAUGGAGGCUUGAGAUUUACUUCAGUGUCAUCAACUUUACUUAAUAACUGUAAAUUAAAUUGGAAGCUGUUUCCUUUUCUUAGUAAAUGUUCCCAUCCCUGUCUGAUUGCUGAUCUCAGGACAAAGUGAUCCUUUCUCCUCCCCGCUCCUCUGUUAGUUGUUUCACUAGCUACCAAUCUCUUACUGAGAUACUCCCUUGCGCUAACGGAAAUCCCUGCUGAUUUCCCUGAUCAAUGUCUCCAGAACUCUCCUUCCUUUGUACAGAGCCCCAAACAGUUUUUGCAAAUGAGGCAUUACUUCACCUGCGAAUCCGCUUGUGUGGCCUCUUGUGUCCGGCACUCCCAAUGCGGCCUCGCCCAAGUUGGUGAGACCCGUCGUAAGUUGGGGAUUCACUUUGUUGAGCACCUCUGCUCCAACUGCCAAAAGCAGAACUUCCGGAUGGCCCACCUUUUUAGUUCUGACUCCCAUUUCCAAUCCAACGAAUCAGCCCUUGGCCUUCUCUCGUCCCAAGAUGAGGCCAUCCUCAGGAUGGAGGAGCAGCACCUUGUAUUCCGUCUGGGUAGCCUCCAACCUGAUGCCAUGAAUAUUGAAUUUUCCUUCGGGUAAGAAAAAAAUUCCCUCCCCCUCCUAUCUCCUUAUAUCGCCCACUCUCAUCUCCCCCGGGUCACUCCUCCUUCCCUUUCUCCUAUUCUCCUCUCCUGUCAGAUUCCUUCCUUUGCAGCCCUUUAUCUUUCCUACCCACCUGGUUUCGCCUAUCACCUUCUAGCUAUCCUUCUUCCCCUUCCCACACCUUUUUAUUCUGGCAUCUUGCCCCUUCCUUUCCAGGCCUGAUGAAGGGUCUCAGCCCGAAGCAUCAACUGUUUAUUCAUUUCCAUAGAUGCUGCUUGACCCACUGAGUUCCUCAUUUAGUCUGCUCUCAAACUUGCUUCUUCUAGGAGCUCCACUUUUACCACAGGUUGGAGUAGAUCCUACCAUUAAAACGUGCAUCCAUCACCCUCCCCUAUCUGCUUACCUACACAACUCUCUUGCCCACUUGUCCCUCCCACUCAUCUCUCUCCUGGCGGUUACCCUGCAAGCAGGACAAGCGUUAAACCGGCCCAUACACUUCGGCCCUCAGCACCCCCAACAGUUCUUCCAGGUGAGGCGACUCCUCACCUGCGAACCUAUCAGAUUCAUCUAUAGUAUCAGGUGCUCCUCUACAAUGGCGAGACCCAACACAGAUUGGGAGACUGCUUUUUGGAGCUCCUCCACUCUGUCUGCCACAAGAUGAGGGAUCUCCUGGUGCCUACCCAUUUCAAUUUGACUUCAAAUACCCUUUCUGACAUGUCCGUCUAUGACCUCCCCUAGUGGCAUGAUGGGGCAAAAUUCAGGUUAGAGGAACAAUAUCUCUGUCUGGUUAGCCUCCAACCUGAUGGCACGAAUACCAAUUUCAUCCCCUUCCUCCUUUCUCCUUCCUUCCCCCGCAUCUUUUUAUUCGGUCUUCUGCCCCCUCCUUUCCACACCUGAUGAAGGGUCUGGGCCCUAAAUGUCAACUGUUAGUUGCCCUCCAUAGAUGGUGCCUGACCUGCUGAGAUCCUCUUCCACUCUGUGUGGAUAUCAAUAUCCAAUUAAUUGCAACCUCAGGAAAAUAAUGGUCCACAGAGUUGUCACACAUUAUUUCCCUCCUUAGAUGCUGCCUGAUCUGCUGAGUUCCUUCAGCAUUUUGUGCGUGUUGCUUUGAAGAAGGUUCAUAGUGCAAAGCCUGACCUGUGGUGCACAUCACUGGUGCCCUGCAUGCAUGGAAUCCUAGUGACAGAUAGCUCAAACAAAGCAAGUGAAUUGUUAACAGACAUUUCCAGGCCCCUGACGAUCUCUCGACCACUGAUUCUUACUGGAAGAUUUCUGGACACAGCUGGGCCAGAAAUACUUGUCAAUGUGGUGCAAGGUUUUUAAUCUGCUUUUAUUUGAAAGGCAAAUGGUAAUUGAACUUUCAACUUGUGUGAGCAUGGUACUUUUUGAUAAAUUGUAUGUCAUUUGGAGCUUAGUUUUAUUUUUGUGAAUGGCAUUGUGUUUUGAAUAAGUGUUGAAGGGGGUCAUUAUUUCAUUAGCUGCAGUUGUGUGCUACUGACGGUGCAGUUGUGUUGGAGUCUUCACCUCAAAUGAGCAUUGAGUUACUCCAUAGCCUGCUAUAGUCACAGUGGGGUAAGUGAAGUGAUUGUUAGUACUGACACAGGGCACAGGUGAAUCCUGACCACAAGAUAUAGGAGCAGAAUUAAGCUAUUUGGCCCAUCGUCUAGUCUACUCUUCGAUCAUGGCUGAUUUAUUAUCCCUCUCAAAUCCUUCUUCUGCCUUCUCCCCAUAGCCUUUGACACCCUUACUAAUUAUAACUCAUUAAUCUCCAGUUUAAAUAUACCCAGUGCCAUGGUCUCCACAACUGUCUGUUGCAGUGAAUUCCACAGAUUCACCACCCUCUGGCUAAAGAAAUUCCCCCUCAUCUGUUUCGAAAGGACGUCCUUGUACUCUGAAGCUGUGGCCUCUGGUGCUAGACUCCCCCAAGACAGGAAACAUCCUCUUCACGUUCACUCUAUCCAGGCUUUUCAUAUUCAAUGGGUAUGUAUGAGAUCCCCUCUCGUUCUUCCAAAGCCCAACAAGUACAGGCCCAGAGCCAUCAAACACACCUUAUAUAUUAACCUCUUCAUUCCCAUGAUCAUUCUCUCUGGACCCUCUCCCGUGUCAGUAGGUCCUAUUUUAGAUAUGGGGACCGGUCAUUACUGCUGACUGAUAGACCACCAGAUUAACAGGCCCUUCAGUCUCACAGCAUUUCCUGUUGAAUGUGUUGGGUGUUGCUAUAUCACCCUCUCUUUUGUUCAAACGUGAGAUGAGGAGGAGUUCCUUUAGCCAGAGGGUGGUGAAUCUGUGGAAUUAAUUGCCAUAGACAGCUGCAGAGGCCAAGUCAUUUGGUGUAUUUAAAGUGAAUGUUGAUAGGUACUUAAUUGGUCAGGGUGUCAAAGGUUAUGGGAAGAAGGCAGGAGAAUGAUGUUGAGAGGGAUAAAACAUCAGUCAUGAUGGAGUGGCAGAGCUGACUCGAUGGGCUGAAUGGCCUAGUUCCGCUCCUGGAUCUGAUGGCCUUUAUGCUGUUGGCCCUGGCAGCUCAAGAAUGGACCUCUCCACACCAAAGCACGGGUGAUUCAUUGCUGGGAAAGCAGCAGUACUAGAGCAGGGAUUAAUGACAGUCUGACUUCUCAGAGUAGAGCCAUUCAGUAAAUCCCCGUGCUUCAGUGUUGACAAGGUAUGAAGCAACAGCUGUGGCUUACUUACUGUUCACCCAGUGGGAGUUCACCCAUUGACCUAGUCAAUGCACAUCAUUCAAGCAACGUCACUAAAAUAGAUGAUCUUUUCAUUACCACAUUGCUGCUAGUGAUACUGUGCGUUAAUUGCUGUUUUUGGCAUAAUGAUGUGACUUCAUUUCUAAAGUAUUUAAUUGGCUGUAUUGUGGGGCAUCUGAAGGUCGUGAAUGACCAUUUAAUUUAAAGAACUUUAUAUGUAAGAUGACUUUGGCAUUUUAUAUGUUGAUGUGCUCAAAGUUAACACUGUUGAUCUACUAUUUUGAGUGCAACUUAAUUCUAUAAUUUCAGCUUUUAUUAAUAGAUUAUUGGAUCAUAGUGUUUGCCCACACAUUUGUUUGCUAUGGCUUUGCAGCUUUAAUGAAUUUCUUCAGUAUUUGAUUCAGCUUGGAGCCCGUCCUCCAAGCAGAGUGACUUUUAAAAUAGUGAUUUUUUUUUAAUGAUGUGAAAUUAAACUCACUUACCAAGAUGAUCUGAUCACUAAAAUUAACUUUGUGUUGUUGGCCAGUGAAAAUUGGUACUGCUAGUUUUACAGCAGUGAGUUUCAAUCUAACGACUAGUGCCAGAGGACUGUAGAAAUAGGCCCUUUGGCCAUCAGUCUGUGCUCUUCUUACCUUCUGCCUGGAGCCCUGUAAGGUCUAACUUACAUUUCCACACUGGCUUCAGAUCUGUGUCUGUUCUAAGUAUCUUAACGGAAUUUACUAUCCAGCUAUGAUGCUCCAUUUAAGGUCAGUUGGAUUUUUUUCUCUCUCUUUAAUUAUUGUAUCUAUUCCCCUAUUCAGCUUGUAAGGAAAUCAGUGUCGGGAAUAAAUCUUGAAUCGUGAAACAGC